AUGUUGUUUCAACUCUUCGUCGCAAGUGCCGUCUUAGCAUUGAGUGGCGUAAAGGCGGCACCCCUCAGCUCUGAGGCUCCAGACCGUGGUAUUGCUACUAGUCUAGAUCCUCAGGAUUCAGAUUGCGAGCCAGGGGAGCUGUCGAAUACCACUUGGGUUGAGAACAACGUUGAUGCGUUUCUGGCAAACGCAUCACAGCACUACACGGAGUAUCCCUACGACAAUGUUCAGGCUUUGGGGGCCUACCUUGGUGCCCCGAACUUCUUUUGCGGCGUGAACACAUGGUGUAAUGCUGGCCAGCCAUGCUCUCCAGUAACUCUUCCCGGCUGGUAUGUUGUCUUCCACCGAAAGUUUCUUUACGUUCUGAUAGGAGCUAACUUCCAAAGGUAUGCCUUGAUGGGCGUUCAGGGAUGGAAUAAUUACGUCAACAACUUGAAUCUCGCUUUAACGUAUACAGCCACGAUACUUAGUUUCAAGCUUAGCAAGCUUGUUAACGACCUUUGGCCGGCACAAAAGGACAAUGUCACAGGCUGGAAGAUAUUCAUUGCAUGGGUCAAUGGCGUUAUCAACGCGUUUCCAACGACCGCAGUAUACGGCGCCACUGCAGGCGCCUGGGCUAGUGCUGUUCAGGGUGGCGGCAUCAUCAGCAGUGGCAUGAUGGUAGCACCGUCGGGGGGCGACCAGUUCAUCAGGUGGAGCGAUCUGGCCAACCAGAUGGGCUCCCAAAUCGACGAGUACAAGAAAGCAGUUGGGGCGUAUGCGAAAACCGUGAUUGACGCUCCCAUCGCCGACCCGAAGUGGGGGAUCAACAAAGUCUUGAGCGGCGGCGUGUUCCUCACCCGCGACAACAACAUCACUCAGGACGACGUCGACAACUGGAUGUAUAAAUCCAUCAGCACCAACGCUAUGGGACUGCUCAUGCAGACCCAGAACGUGUACAUAAUCAGGACCUUCAACAAGACCGAGUGCGACCCCACGCCGGAUGCCAUCUUUUGCGAGAUUCAGCCCAACAACAAGUGGACUGAGCGCCGUUUCCAGAAGCGGAAAAGCAGCAAGCCGGAGAACAAGCUGGCGAAGAAGCUGAUUGAGACGUACGGCCUGACCAAGGAGCAGGUAUUGAAGGGACCAACGGACUGUUUCGACGCGAGCGACUAUGAGCAGCUGAUAAACCCCUGGGAAACAUUGACGGAAAAGGGCCUCACUCUGGAGCCGAUCCGACUGUGCAACUUCAAUGUUAACGUCUGCAACUUUGAUGAGGCCGAGGACUAUGGUUACGCUUACAACUCUGAUCACACCGACGGCUGGUGCGAAGCGCAAGGAAUUGAUUGGGUUUAGUUGACGGUUCUUUUCUUUCUCUUUUUCAUGUACAACACCGAGGACCUAUGAGAGCCUCCGUGUAAGAUAGAGACUGAAGCAGUGUUUUCGCGUCUUUUUGUGACUGGCGUCUACGACACAGGAGAGUAACGUAUCUGAGCAGAGGGUGGGAAAAUUGAUAAUACUACUGGCCAUGUCUUC
Molecule: messenger RNA, 1515 nt
Organism: Colletotrichum destructivum
Lineage: Eukaryota; Fungi; Ascomycota; Sordariomycetes; Glomerellales; Glomerellaceae
Exons: 1
Coding region: 1-1335 (444 amino acids)
Source: RefSeq, a predicted model, not a curated record